Molecule: messenger RNA, 1342 nt
Organism: Octopus bimaculoides (California two-spot octopus)
Lineage: Eukaryota; Metazoa; Mollusca; Cephalopoda; Octopoda; Octopodidae
Source: RefSeq, a predicted model, not a curated record
AUGGUUAGCUUAAAUCCUGAGGUGAGAGCUGCAAGCACAGAGGUCGGCAUGAAAGUCAACCUCAAACUUCACCUGAAGAAUGCUUUCAACUCCAUCAGUCAAGAAGUCAUCCUCCGUUCAAUAAGGGAGAACACCCCACCACUUUAUCAAUUUGCUUGGCAAGCAUAUUGGGAGCCCUCCUACCUCUCAUUUGGUGACCACGUCAUCUCAUCUGUCCCUGGAGUCCAACAGGGUGAUCCACUUGGUCCUGAUGUCACCAAGAUGGGAGCUGGCCUUGACCUAAAUAUCUGGUACCUCAAUGAUGCUUGUUUGGAAGGUCCUCCUGACAAAGUGCUUGCAAUUGCAAGGAUGGGGAUUGAGGAACUUGAUUGUAGAGAUCUUAGUGUUAACAAGCUCUGGCUCCUCGACCACCCAGUUUCACAUGAAAAUGUUAUAAUUGAAAUAUUUUAUUUUGUGUUUCAGAUUGACCUUGUCUGUUUUGAAGAGUUUUGCCAAUGGCGAGAACAAUCCCAGCAGACUGAACAGCCUUCUUCAUUUUUGUCAAGAGUUUUCCUAGAAGACAUAAGCCCAUGCUUGAACUUUUCCAACACUAAUUUGUCAGAAAGAGUGAAGAAGUGUGUAGACAAUAACACUUUAACUAUUGAACCAAUUGCCAGCGAUAGUUCCUACCCACGGUGGUGUACAUUGUCUCAGUCUAACAAAUUAUGUAACUACAAGAUACAUUUAGGAGAAGAUCAUUCUUGGUACUCAAUCUCAGAAUUUUGUCGAAAUCGAAUUACAUCUGUAUGCAACUUUUACACAUACAUUCGUUACAUUCAACAAGGUUUGGUUAAAGGUGAAGACAAAUCUGUAUUUCUUGAAGUGUUGAAUUUAAGAAAGAAGAUGGCAUUGGCACGCCUUGGUUACUCUUGAAAUGACUCUCACAUGUUCAGCUGCCCUCACUUAUAUACUGCUAACCUGGAAAGAAAAGCUUGGAAAUUCAACCAACAGAAAUAACUUCAGUGUUCAUUAUGUUGAAACCAUACUUUUCAGCUUAUUCAAUUUGACUUUUUGAAAAGAGAUAUCUUUACUGGUUUCUCUUGUAAAAUCAGUACAUUUUAAUUUAGAGAUUAUUUUUCAGAUAAAGUUUCUUAACUGUAAUUUAAAUGUUAUCUUAUGUUACUUUAACAUUAUUGUAGUUAUUGUAACUAUUUUGUGUUGAAGACUAUGUUGACUUUAAUAAAUUGACUUCUUUUGUUUCAAAAAAUAUGAUAGAAGUUUAUGACAAAAUAAAACCCAAAGAUAUGAACCAAAGCUAAAAUUUAAAACUGUAAAAAAAAUCAUUAAAAAUACUUCCUACUUA